AUCAGCAAACCCAAAUUUCACUUCUUGAUCCACCUCCCAGCUUACAUCCGUCAGUUUGGGCCUGCAAUCGUAUUUUUAACAGAAAGAUAUGAGUCGUUUAAUCAUGUUUUCCGUUUGUCAUGCAUAUACAGCAAUCAUCAAGCGCUGAGCUGUGACAGCUGCAGAACCUUCACUCACCAAGACAUCGUCAAGCAUGUUGCCACCAGCAGAUAUUGGUACGACCAUAAAGUAGCAAAAUGGGUU
This is a messenger RNA of Suillus paluster, 243 nucleotides long. RefSeq lists its product as uncharacterized. The record is from RefSeq and is a predicted model, not a curated record. Lineage: Eukaryota; Fungi; Basidiomycota; Agaricomycetes; Boletales; Suillaceae. The annotation marks the transcript as partial. The transcript has a single exon.